Molecule: messenger RNA, 5965 nt
Organism: Columba livia (rock pigeon)
Lineage: Eukaryota; Metazoa; Chordata; Aves; Columbiformes; Columbidae
Gene: DENND4B
Product: DENN domain containing 4B
Biological process (GO): regulation of Rab protein signal transduction
Cellular component (GO): cytoplasmic vesicle
Molecular function (GO): protein binding
Source: RefSeq, a predicted model, not a curated record
GUGCACAGGGCUGGUUUGGGGUGCACAGGGCUGGUUCGGGGUGCACAGGGCUGGUUUGGGGUGCACAGGGUUUGGGAUGCACAGGUUUCGGGGUGCACAGGGCCGGUUUGGGGUGCACAGGGCUGGUUUGGGGUCCCCAGGGGCCGCCCGGGGCGGCUCCAUGGCCGGGCUGUCAUUUCCCGACACCCCCAUUUCCAGCCCCAGGCGGGUGCGGGUUGAGGGGCCCGUGGGGUCCCCAGGGGCAGCCGGGACCUGCUGCUGGGGGACCCCCCGCUGCUCCCCGGCAUUGGGGACCCAGGGGUGUGACCAGGACACCCCCCACUGUCACCGCUUCCCCUUGGGGCCGCUUCCUGCUCCGCUCUCCAUGGGGUCACUGGGGGUCCGUGGGGACAGGGCAGGCGACACCGUCACCCAGGACCCCCAGUGUCCCACCGCGGGGACCCAGCCGGGAGGUUGGGGGGUGUGUAGGGGGCACAGGGCGGCUGUGGGGACCCCCCGCACCGGUUUGUCCCCACACGAGGCAGGUGGCAGGACACUAAAGGGCCGCGUGUCCUCGGCUCAGCCGUCACCACCGCUAAAAAUACCCCCGGGGGGUCCGCCCGCGGGGACGGGGUCCUGGGGACAGACUGAGCCGCUGCGGUGACCGCGUCCCCGCAGCCCCAGUGGGGUGUGACCCCCAGAUAAUGGGGUGUAAUCCCUGGGUUGCGGAGCCACCGCGCUGUCCCCGCUCUGGGUGUCCACAUUGGGACCAUUCCCCCCCCGUGUGGCAGCGGCUGGGCGGCGUGGUGCCCCGGUGCCGCGCGGAGGGGGUGACGGCCGUGGGGUGUGACGUGGGUGUUCGCAGCCUCCUCGCCCGCUUCCUUCCCCUUUCCCGCCCGCCCUGCAGCCGCCUCCGGGACCCUCCUGCGGCGCCCGGCAAGCGGGGGGCACCGCGGACAGGGAGGGGGCGCGUGGGGGGGUCUGCGGGCCAGGGGUGCAGCCGCCAAAACUGGGGGGGGCCACGCUGGAGGGGGGCUCGCAGCCCAGAGCCGCUGCUCCAGGGGUGUCCCCGGUGUUGCGCCGGGGUGGGGUGCUGUCCCCCCUCCCCAAACCGUGGGGGUCUCUGUCACAUCGCGGCGUGACCGGAAACCUCCUCCCUUCCCGUCGCCGGCGCUUUCGCCCCGUCAGCUCCGCCGUGUGACAGAGGAGCUUUCCCUGCCCUGCGCAGCGCGACGGGGGGACCCGUGGGGCAGGUUUGGGGGGUGACCCCGUCCCGCUGUCCCCCCGCAGAUGCCGUGAGCCAUGUCGGACGAGAAGCCCCCGCAGCUGGUGGACUACUUCGUGGUGGCCGGACUGACGGACACGUCGCGGCCGCUGGAGGAGGAGAACCAGCAGCACCGCGCGGCGCGGCCCAGCGAGCCCAUCACCGACGUGGCCGUCAUCAUCCGCUCGCAGGGCGAGGAGGUGCCGCACGGCUUCACCUGCAUCGAGACCACCACCUCGGGCCACCCCGUGGACCUCAACGCCGGGCUGCUCAACAACCCCCAGAUGUUCCUGUGCUACAAGCGGGGCCGCGACAAGCCGCCGCUCAUCGAGUUGGGGGUGCACUACGAGGGGAAGGACCGCCCGAAAGCGGGCUACAAGAUCCUGGAAACGACGCCGUACAGCCGCUCGGCCAACCUCAACUCGGGGGGGCCGGGGCACCAACGCACCUUCCUGACGUACCGGCGGGCGGCCGAGCCCCACGGCCACAACACGCUGGGGGUCACCGACAUCUGCCUCGUCAUGCCCAGCAAGGGCGAGAGCACCCCCCACACCUUCUGCCGGGUGGACAAGAAUCUCAACACCAGCAUGUGGGGCCCGGCGCUGUUCCUCUGCUACAAGAUCGCCAUGGCCAAGGCCAACACGCUGGUCUACGAAGCAGGGCUGCUGGGGCGUUACCCGGAGCAGGACAGCGAGUCCUUCCCCCUCCCCAAAUCGGUGCCCGUGUUCUGCCUGCCCAUGGGGGCCACCAUCGAGAGCUGGCCGGCCGACACCAAGUACCCGCUGCCCGUCUUCUCCACCUUCGUGCUCACCGGCGCUUCGGGCGACAAGGUGUACGGGGCGGCCAUCCAGUUCCACGAGGCGUUUCCGCGGGAGCGGCUGUCGGAGAAGCAGAGCCUGCGCCUGGGGCUGCUGAGCGUGGUGGACCGGCGGCCCGUGGGCGGCCGCUCGCUGCAGACGCGCAAGAGCAUCUGCGUCCUCUCGCACUGGCCCUUCUUCGACGUCUUCCGCAAGUUCCUCAUGUUCAUCUACCGCUACUCCAUCUCGGGGCCCCACGUGCUGCCCCUCGAGACGCACAUCUCGCAUUUCAUGCACAACGUCCCCUUCCCGUCCCCGCAGCGGCCGCGCAUCCUGGUCCAGAUGUCCCCGUACGACAACCUGCUGCUGUGCCGGCCCGUCUCCUCCCCGCUGCCGCUCAGCGGCGCCAGCUUCCUGACGCUGCUGCAGAACCUGGGCCCCGAGAACGCGGUGGCUCUGCUGGUGGCCGUCCUGACCGAGCAGAAGCUGCUCGUCCACUCCCUGCGCCCCGACGUCCUCACCAGCGUGGGCGAAGCGCUGGUGGCGAUGAUCUUCCCCCUGCGCUGGCAGUGCCCCUACAUCCCGCUGUGCCCGCUGGCGCUGGCUGACGUGCUGUGUGCCCCCGUGCCCUUCAUUGUAGGCAUCCACUCCAGCUACUUCGACCUCUACGAGCCCCCCCGCGACGUCAUCUUCGUCGAUUUGGACACCAACACCAUCUUCCAGAGCGAGGAGCGCAAGCUGCUGUCCCCGCGCGCGCUGCCCCGCCGGCCCUGCAAGGUGCUGCUGGCCUCGCUGCACAACAUCUCCCAGCAGCUGGACGAGCUGUACAGCGGGCCGGGGGAGGAGGCGUCGCUGGAGCUGCUGCUGAGCGACGCGGAGGCGGCGCGGGGCCGGCGGGCGCAGCUGGAGCUGGAGGCGCGCGCGGCGUUCCUGCGGUUCAUGGCCUGCGCCCUGCGCGGGUACCGCUCCUUCCUGCGCCCCAUCGCCCCGGCCCCCGCGCCCGCCGGCCGCGACACCGGCAGCCUCUUCGCUCUGCAGGGGUUCCUCAAGUCGCGGGACCGCGCGUACCACCGCUUCUACGGGCAGCUGCUGCGCACGCAGCUGUUCACGCAGUUCAUCGAGGACUGCUCCUUCGCCAGCGACCGCGACCCCUGCCUCGAGUUCUUCGACACCUGCGUGGACAAGGUGCAGGCAGAGCUGGAGAAGCCGGAGGACACCCCCCUGAUGGAGCUGGACGACCCGCGGGGGGGCGAACACACUGUCUUCAUCACCCCCCCCGAGGAGCCGGUGGGGCCCGACGGCACCGAGCUGCCUGCGCUGUACCGCUACGACGGGUUCCCCACGCUGCGCCCCGAGCUCCUGGAGCCCCCCCGGGACCCGCUGGUGGCCCAGCUGUGCCAGGCCCGCAGCAGCGCGCCCAGCAGCCCGGCCCCGCGCCGCACCAAGCAGGAGAUGAAGGUGGCUCAGCGCGUGGCCCAGAAAUACUCCUCGGUGCCCGACAUGUGGGCCAAGUGCCUGCUGGGCCACUGCUACGGGCUCUGGUUCCUCUACCUGCCCACCCACGUCCGCGCCGCCCCCGCCAAACUGCGCGCGCUGCAACUGGCCUACGAUGUGCUGCGCAAGAUGGAGGCGCACAAAGUGGUGCUGCCGGACGAGGUCUGCUACCGCAUCCUGAUGCAGCUGUGCGGGCAGUACGGCGAGCCGGUGCUGUCGGUGCGGGUGCUGCUGGAGAUGAAACGCGCCGGCAUCGUGCCCAACACCAUCACCUACGGCUACUACAACAAGGCGGUGCUGGAGAGCAAGUGGCCGGCGGGGACGCAGAGCGGGCGCCUGCGCUGGGCCAAGCUCCGCAACGUGGUGCUGGGGGCUGCCCAGUUUCGGCAGCCCCUGCGGCAGCGGGAGCGCCGGGCGGCCGCCGCCACCGCCCCGGGUAUGUGGGGGACAGGGACGGGCUUGGGGGGCCACCGUCACCUCGCUGACACCCCCUCGCUCCCCUCCACAGCCACUCCGGCACCCCGGCCCAGCCUGCAGCGCCAAACCACCUGGGCUGGUCGCAGCCUGCGGGACCCCCCCCCGGCGCCCCGGCUGGUGAAGAGCGGCAGCCUCAGUUUCCACAGCGAGGGCGGCCGGGGGGGGCCGGGGGAGCCCCCCACCACCCGGGCCUCCCCUCUCCCCGCGGCCCCGGAGCCGCUGCCCCCCCGGCUGCGCGGCCCCCCCGGCUCUGCCGACGGGAGCCUGUCGGACGUCAGCUUCGCCACGGACGAGAGCGACCGGGCGGACGAGGCGCCGGCGGCGGGGGGGGGCACGCCGCGGCGGGGGCUGGCGGCCAAGCUGCAGCAGCUGCUGUCCCCUGGCAAACGGCCCUCGCUGCGCCCCCCCCCGGCCAGCGCCGAGCCCCCCCCCGGCCCCCGGGACCCCGAGCAGCGUGACGGGGAACCCCCCCCGCGCCGCAGCCCCGCCAGCACGCUGCUGCGCCCACGGGAGCGCCCUGAAUCCACCGCCUCCGAGAGCUCCGUGUCGCUGGGCAGCGAGCUGGACCUGUCGGACACGUCGGUGGGGAGCACCGGUGUCCCCAGAUCCGAGCCGCCCGCUGAUGGGGCAACCGGGCAGGAGCCGCCUGCUGUGGAGGUGCUGCUGUCCAGCUGCUCGCGGUGCCAGGGCUGCGGCGCGCUGGUGUACGACGAGGAGGUGAUGGCCGGCUGGACCUCGGACGACUCCAACCUCAACACCACCUGCCCGUUCUGCGCCCGAGCCUUCGUCCCCUUCCUCAGCAUCGAGAUCCAGGACUUCCAGCUGCCCCCCAGCGCCGCCGAAGACGCCUCCGUCCCUCCCGCCGCCGCGCAGGGGCCGGUGCUCAGCGACCGCCGCCGCUGCCUGGCCCUGGACGAGGCCAAGCCGGAGCUCUGCAACGGCGUCCCGGACACACCGGCGCCGUGGCGCUCGGAGCGAGUGGCUUUCGCCUACCUGAGCCCCUUGGUGCUGCGGAAGGAGCUGGAGAGUUUGGUGGAGAACGAAGGGGGGGAGUUUUUGGCGCAGCCGGAGCUGGUGGACAGUCACCCCAUCAUCUACUGGAACCUCGUCUGGUACUUCCAGCGCCUGGGGCUGCCCAGCAACCUCCCCCGCCUGCUCCUGGGCUCCCAGCACGUCGCUCCGGCCACGCAGGCGCAGCCCCCCGAGUCCCCAUCGGUUCGUGUGCGGCUGCUGUGGGACGUGCUGGCCCCCGAGCCCGACAGCUGCCCCCCGCUUUACGUCCUCUGGAGGCUUCACAGUAACGUCCCCACGCGGCUGCGGUCCUGGCGGCCCCACGGCUCCCCCUUCUCGCUGGCGUUCCUGGAGAGCCUGCUGAGCCACGUGGGGCUGAGCGAGGUGCACAAAGCCAUCGCGCUCUUCCUCGAGACGCUGGCCGCCCCGGGGGGGCCGCGACACAUGCCCAGGAGCAUCUACCGCGAGCUGCUGUUCCUCACGCUGGCGGCGCUGGGCAGGGAGCACAUGGAUAUCGCUGCUUUCGACAAGAAAUACAAGUCUGCGUACGCCAAGCUGGCCGGGAGCCUGGGCAAGGACGAGCUGCGGCGGCGGCGGGCGCAGCCCCCCAGCUCCAAAGCCAUCGACUGCCGCAAGAGCUUCGGGGCCACCCUGGAGUGUUAGGGGAGGGGGGGACACCCCAAAACCCCCCCCCCCCCAGCCCUGAGGCUCCUCCUGCAGGGUUUUAUAUGUCAGUAUUAAUAUAUUUUUAUUUAUUUAUUCACCCCCUCCUCGCUUGUGGGCAUCAGUGGGGGGGGGGGGCUGCACAUCCCUCCCCCCCACCCAUCUCUGACCCCCGGGGGGGGGGGUUGGGGGUGCCCCCCCUCCCCCUCCCCCACACUGUGCAAUAGGAACCCCCCGCCCCGGGGGGGCUGUAAAUAAAAAAGCGGCUGCGGUUAUUUUC